AUGUCUAGAUAAGAAUUUAAAAAUUGCUCAUCCUAGCAAUCAGCGUCAUCAUUUCGAUAAGAAUCAGAAUAUUCCAUAUACCAUAAAGUAGUUUUAGGAGAUGGUGUAUUUUAUAAAUGAAUUUUUAGAUUCCAUCUAUCAGGGAGAAUGGCAGAAUAAUUUGAGACAUGGCAAAGGAAUUUAAAUAUAUCCCAAUGGUAAUUUAGCAAAUCUAAAAAAGGAAUUAUUUUUGAAGGAAUUUGGGAUGUUCAUAAAAUAGUUGGAAAAGUUAUUAAGAUCGAUGGUGAGAUAAUAGACUGUGUUAUUGAGAAUAAUUAAAUUGUUUAGAGUUCAAAAAUAAUCCCGCAAGAAGACUCAGAGCAUCUACUAAAUGAAUAACUAAGGAAAAUUUACACAUCAGAAAUAAUCGCAUAACUAAUAAAAAACAAUAAUAACUUUUAAUAAAUCAUUUCAGAUGGAAUUGAAUAUUAGGGUCAAAUACUAAAUGAAAUGAAGCAUGGUUUGGGAGUUGCCAAAUUUUUAGAUGGUAUUAAAGAUUGCUAAACAACAUUAGGUUCUGUUUAUGAAGGUCAAUGGAAAGAAAAUAAAUAGCAUGGAUAUGGAAGGAAAACCUAUCAGAAUGGGGACACCUAUAGUGGAUAUUGGUACGAAGGAGAAAUAUAUGGCUACGGAGAAUACCAUUAUCAGUAAGGAGCCACUUAUGUUGGAUAUUGGAAAAAUGGUUUAAAACAUAUCUAUGGAAAGGAAUCCUGGGUUGACGGAGCCUCAUAUGAGGGAGAAUAUUAUGAAGAAAAGAAGAAUGGGAAAGGUAAGCUCAUUUUCCAAGAUGGAUCCAUUUAUGAAGGGGAAUUUGAGAUGGAUGACAUACAUGGAUAUGGACAAUAUCAUUGGAUAGAUGGAAGACAAUAUGUCGGAGAUUGGGUAUAUAACAAGAUGUGGGGCAUAGGCAAGACAACUUGGGCUGAUGGUCGAUCCUAUGAAGGAGGGUAAUUGCAUUGAAUUAUGAUAGUUAUAUGGAUGAUAAAAAAUAAGGAUUAGGAACAUUUAGUUGGAAUGACGGUAGGAAAUACAUUGGAGAAUGGAAAUAGGGAAAAUAACAUGGCAUUGGGUUGUACUAGGCUCCUUCUGGCGAAUAUAGAUAUGCAGAGUGGGCGGAAGGGAAGAGAGUCAAGUGGUUGGACAUAAAGGAGGAUAAGGAAAUAAUUGAUAAUUUCUUGCAUAAGAAUACUGAGAUUGAACAAAAAAACGGAUCAUUUUACAAUAGUCAUAUAUCAGAUUCAUCUAUGAACGGAAGCGAUAGAUCUCCUGGCAAAAAGGUGUAUUAGUUAACAUUGUCAGAUAGUAAAUAUUAAGCGAAUGAUUAGAGAGUAUUUACAUAGGAGAGUUGUUUAAGUAGAAGAGGGAAGGAUGGGGCAAAUUGAUAUGGAAAGAUGGUAAAUUAAUGAAUGAUAAAAUUAUUUAGGAUCAAUUUAUGAUGGAGAGUGGAAAGAUGAUGAAUGUAAUGGAUUUGGAAGAUAUAUUAGUUGCGAAGGUGAUGUGUAUGAAGGAGAAUGGAAACAUGAUAAGGCUAAUGGAAAUGGUAUAUUUACCAACAGCGAUGGUGUUAUUUAUGAGGGACAUUGGAAGAAUGAUAAAUAAAAUGGAUAUGGCAAAUAAAAAUGGCCUGAUGGGCUCUAUUAUGAAGGUUAAUAUCUUGAUGGGAAGAAAUAAGGAUUUGGUAAGAUGAUAUAUCCUGAUGGGUCCUAUUAUCAAGGAACUUUUGUGAAUAACUAAAUAGAUGGAGAGGGCUUACAAGUAAAUAUAGAUGGAACUAGAUAUGAAGGCUCUUUUAAAAAUGGGGUAAAACAUGGAAGAGGAACUCUGAUAAGUCCAGAUGGAAACAUAUUUAUUGGAAAGUAAAAUGAAAAUUAUGUAAGUUUAGUUUUGAGUUAGACAAAUAAGUUGGAGAAGGAAGGGUGGAAUACCAUAAUGGUAAAUUAUUUUUGGGAGAAUGGGUGAAUGGGUAGCGUCAUGGUAAAGGAAAGUAUAUCUACAAGGAUGGCAGAGUCGUCGAUUGCAUGUGGUAUAAAGGAAUGAGGAUAGAAAAAUGA
Messenger RNA from Paramecium octaurelia, 2090 nucleotides. NCBI's taxonomy places the organism in Eukaryota, Ciliophora, Oligohymenophorea, Peniculida, Parameciidae. The record is from the annotation of a GenBank genome assembly.